AUGAGGGUCACAGCUCCGCCGAGACAUAUUCCCGGUGCUGUUGAGGUCACAUUAUCGCAUAAAACAAAGCCGUUAAGUCGUAGCAGUCCCGGACCGAUGUCUGAGCCAAGUAUAGAAUAUGGUUUUCAACGUUUACAAAAACUUUUACCCAAAUAUCCCGGUGAUCCAGACAGACUUCCAAAAGAACUAAUCCUGAAAAGAGCUGCAGAACUUGCUGAAGCGUUAUACAACAGUCAACAGUUUUCAUUACCUCCACCACGAACACCGGUCGAUCAACUGUCCCAAUACGCUUCAGCAUACAGUGCUCAAUUUGAUACAAAUAGUGUAAUUUUUUCAAUGUUUAUUUCAAGUUUUUUUGGUUACGACCGACGAUCAAAAAAUAUGUCUACUAAAAACCAAAUAACUCAUUUUUUUUCCUCUUUUUUCUUUGAUUUAAACUAUAGUCGUUCACAUACGUCACCACGACCGUUAGCAUCAUACAGUAGCGGUACACAGAAUUCAAUAUCAUCAGCAAUGUAUCAAAGUUCUUAUUCGGCAUCUGUAUCGUCGUCACCAGCAGCACAGUUUCUAAAUUCUUCAUCUGCUCAAAAAAGAAUUUAA
Molecule: messenger RNA, 600 nt
Organism: Enterobius vermicularis (human pinworm)
Lineage: Eukaryota; Metazoa; Nematoda; Chromadorea; Rhabditida; Oxyuridae
Source: the annotation of a GenBank genome assembly